AUGACCAUCUCACAGAACACCGCAGAGGCCAACCCCUCUAACGGCUCAAAGUCUAUCAACCAUGAGGAGAACCAAUAUCUUGACCUCGUUCGAGAAAUUCUCGAGACCGGCGAGCGUCGACCUGAUCGUACUGGUACAGGAACAUACUCGAUCUUCGCCCCUCGACCUCUAAAAUUCUCCCUCAACAACAACGGAACACCCAUCCUACCCCUCCUCACCACAAAGCGUGUCUUCACCCGCGCCGUCAUCGCCGAGCUCCUCUGGUUCAUCGAGGGCAACACCUCCUCCAAAAGCCUAAGCGACGCCGGCAUCAAGAUCUGGGAUGGCAAUGGCUCCCGCGAGUUCCUCGAUAACCUUGGUCUUCAGCACCGUGAGGUUGGCGACCUAGGUCCUGUAUAUGGCUUUCAAUGGCGACACUUUGGUGCCGAGUAUGUCGAUGCCAAGACAGAUUACACUGGCCAGGGAGUAGACCAGCUUGCUGAGAUCAUUCACAAGCUGCGAACUAACCCCUAUGACCGCCGUCUGGUUCUUUCUGCUUGGAACCCCGCCGAUAUGAAGAAGAUGGUCCUGCCACCCUGCCACAUGUUCGCCCAGUUCUAUGUAUCUUAUCCUCGAAGUAGGGAUGAGAACUCAGAAGAGAAGCCCAAGGGCCACCUUCACUGUCAGCUCUACCAGCGAUCUUGCGAUAUGGGUCUUGGUGUCCCUUUCAACAUCGCCAGUUACGCCUUGCUGACACAUAUGAUGGCACAUGUCUGCGAGCUGGUUCCUGGAAGCCUUACUCACGUUAUGGGUGAUGCUCACGUGUACCUUGAUCAUGUUGACGCCCUCAAGGUUCAACUAGAGCGCGAGCCCCGAGACUUCCCCGAGCUGGAAAUCGCCCGCGAACAGGGUGGAAGCAUUGAUGGAUGGAAGGCAGAGGACUUUACGGUCAAGGGAUAUGACCCCCAUAAGACAAUUGCGAUGAAGAUGUCUGUAUGA
This is a messenger RNA of Fusarium coffeatum, 978 nucleotides long. RefSeq lists its product as uncharacterized. The transcript is spliced from 2 exons. Gene Ontology annotation, cellular component: mitochondrion; cytosol. Gene Ontology annotation, biological process: dTMP biosynthetic process. NCBI's taxonomy places the organism in Eukaryota, Fungi, Ascomycota, Sordariomycetes, Hypocreales, Nectriaceae. Gene Ontology annotation, molecular function: thymidylate synthase activity. The coding region runs from base 1 to 978 and encodes 325 amino acids. The record is from RefSeq and is a predicted model, not a curated record.